Molecule: messenger RNA, 2378 nt
Organism: Orcinus orca (killer whale)
Lineage: Eukaryota; Metazoa; Chordata; Mammalia; Artiodactyla; Delphinidae
Gene: ATG13
Product: autophagy related 13
Exons: 19
Coding region: 500-2359 (619 amino acids)
Biological process (GO): autophagosome assembly; protein localization to phagophore assembly site; mitophagy
Cellular component (GO): cytosol; extrinsic component of membrane; Atg1/ULK1 kinase complex
Source: RefSeq, a predicted model, not a curated record
AUAGCUGUAUUUCCCCCAUAGCCCUCUUCCUCCCACCGCCGUCACCGAAGCGGAUGAAAACAAACAGUAACGAUGGCGGCGCCGGGAAGCGACCGGCUGCUGGGCUGAAGGCAGGAGUGAUCACUUGAGCUGUGAGGGAAGCCCUGAAGAGCGCCUGUAGACGUGAGUGCGACAACUCGCGCAGUCUUGGGAACGGAACUCCCGGGGCCUGCGAGCCACGAGGCUCCUGAGGCGUGAGGUAUUAUCUGCGACCCGUGCUGUCAGUGCAGCUCCGGAGCGCGGAGCUCUCAGCCAGGAGGCGCAGCUGGCCGGCCCCAGGCCCCGGCCUCCGUAAUGAGAGCCCCGAGCCACUCUCUGUGUCGCAGCUUCACAGGUGAGGGUGACUGUUGACUAGUGCAAAAAGGGACCCAAGGUUCACGACUCUCUUACUGGCAGUGGAAUGACCUGUGGAAACCUGCGAUCCAUUCUCAUUAAGUAAAUCUCUGGAUUCCUAUAGGCAAUGGAAACUGAUCUCAAUUCCCAGGACAGAAAGGACCUGGACAAGUUCAUUAAGUUUUUUGCCCUCAAGACUGUCCAAGUGAUUGUCCAGGCUCGACUGGGCGAGAAGAUUUGUACUCGUUCAUCUUCUUCCCCAACGGGUUCAGACUGGUUCAAUUUAGCAAUCAAAGACAUCCCAGAGGUUACGCAUGAAGCAAAGAAGGCGCUGGCAGGGCAGCUGCCUGCCGUCGGGAGGUCUAUGUGUGUGGAGAUCUCACUCAAGACUUCUGAGGGAGAUUCCAUGGAGCUAGAAAUCUGGUGUCUGGAAAUGAAUGAAAAGUGUGAUAAAGAAAUCAAAGUUUCCUAUGCCGUGUACAACAGACUGUCGUUGCUACUGAAGUCUCUCCUUGCUAUAACUAGGGUGACACCAGCUUACAGACUGUCCAGGAAACAAGGGCAUGAAUAUGUCAUAUUGUAUAGAAUAUAUUUUGGGGAAGUUCAGCUGAAUGGCUUAGGAGAAGGUUUCCAGACAGUUCGUGUUGGGACAGUGGGUACCCCUGUGGGCACCAUCACUCUUUCUUGUGCUUACAGAAUUAACUUGGCAUUCAUGUCCACCAGGCACUUUGAGAGGACCCCACCUAUCAUGGGGAUUAUUAUUGAUCACUUUGUGGACCGUCCCUAUCCCAGCUCCUCGCCCAUGCAUCCCUGCAAUUACAGAACCGCUGGUGAGGACACUGGAGUAACAUAUCCUUCUGUGGAAGAUUCUCAAGAAGUGUGUACCACCUCUUUUUCCACCUCCCCUCCAUCCCAGUGUGUGUUUACUGUCACAAAGGCACAUUUUCAGACCCCUACUCCUGUGGUGACGGACACUCUGAGGGUCCCCAUGGCAGGACUGGCCUUUUCCCAUCAACUCUCAAGCUCUCGCCUUUCCUGUCAGCCUGCUGCCCUGGGCGUUGGAUCAGCUGACCUGGGUUGUCCAGCAGUGUUUGCUGCCGGCUUAAACACCACACACCCUUACCAGCUAAUGGUUCCCGGGAAGGAAGGUGGGGUACCCCUUGCUCCCAACCAGCCUGCCCACGGUGCCCAGGCUGGUGACCAGGAGAGACUGACAACCUACACCCCUUCUGAUGGGGCCCACUGUGCUGCCACACCUUCCAGCAGUGAGGAUACUGAAACUGUGUCAAACAGCAGUGAGGGACGGGCCUCCCCCCAUGAUGUCUUGGAGACCAUCUUUGUCCGGAAAGUGGGGGCUUUUGUCAACAAACCCAUCAACCAGGUGACCCUGACCAGUUUGGACAUACCCUUUGCCAUGUUUGCUGCCAAGAAUUUGGAACUGGAGGAUGUGGAUCCCAUGGUGAAUCCUCCAGAUUCCCCAGAGACUACAUCUCCUCUUCAGGGCAGCCUGCACUCUGAUGGCUCCAGUGGGGGCAGCAGUGGCAAUACCCAGGACGACUUUGUCAUGAUCGACUUUAAACCAGCUUUUUCUAAAGACGACAUUCUUCCGAUGGACUUGGGGACCUUCUAUCGUGAAUUUCAGAACCCCCCUCAGCUGAGCAGCCUCUCCAUAGAUAUCGGGGCACAGUCCAUGGCUGAGGACUUGGCAGCAGCCUCUCUUCAGGACCCCAUCAGUGAGAGGCCAGGGAGGCUGAGCCCUAACUUUGAGCUGAGCCUGGGAGGAGCAGAGCAACUGUCAAGGCCGGCCCUUGUCCCUCAGCCCUGUACAAUGAAAGGUAUGAGCCCUCGACGGACCCACACAGCACCCCCGGGACAGGGCUGGGACCAGUCGUGUCUCCAGGUGGGAGAGCCCCUCCCGCUCCUCCAGCCUACUUUAUUUGGAAAUAUUGAGCUAUACUUUAAAAUGUAUUCAAGGGAUUUCCAAUAAACUUUUUCUGUACUUCAUA